UACUCUCGCAAUGCCCUCAUCAGCCCAGCACACUUUAUCAGUACAAGCAGUAAAUGGUAAUUGCAGUUUGGACAUUGAAACCUCUCUACUCAUCGCCACGUGUUCAUUUAUUUCUCCAGCAAUUGAAAACUUUGAAAACCUCUCUGGUCCGUUCCUCUCGUGUUGCCAUCUUUUUAGCUAAAUGGCCGGUAAGGAGGAAGAUCUGCAGGACAGCCAGCACGGAGUCAAUCUGGACCGUGAGCAGUUCUGCUGCUCCGUCUGUCUGGAUCUGCUGAAGGAACCCGUCACCGUCCACUGCGGACACAGUUACUGCCGAGGCUGCAUCGAGAGCUGCUGGGACGGGCAGGGUGAGAGGGAGGAAUACAGCUGCCCCCAGUGCAGGGAGACCUUUCAUCCCAGGCCUGUCCUGAAGAGAAACAACAUGCUGGCUGAGGUGAGGGGGGGCCUCUGCUCUAAGGUUGUGGAGAAGCUGAAGAUGAGUUAUCCCCAACCACCGCCGCCGUCUCUGACCCUGGCCGCCCCGCCAGACGUCGCCUGCGACUUUUGCAGUCUCGGACAAAACAAAGCCACCAAGUCUUGCUUGACGUGCUUGGCGUCUUACUGUGACGAACAUGCUGAGCCUCACUACACUGUCCCCGUGUUGCAGAAGCAUGAACUGAUCUCAGCUACGAUGCCAGUAGGGGACAAGGUGUGCACCGAGCAUCGGAAGUUGAUGGACCUCUGCUGCCAGACGGACGAGCAGCUCAUCUGCACUGAGUGCAUGGUGGACAAACAUAAAGGUCACCAGUUUGUGUCAGUUUUGGAGUUAAAGGAGACAACAAAGGAACGGCUGGAGAAAGUUCGAAAGCAAGUUCAAGAGAAAGUCCAGCAAAGAGAAGAAGAGCUGGAGACGAUCAUACAAGCAGAGAAGAAUGUUAAGAGCAGUGCCCAGACCUCAAAGGCAGACUGUGCCAAGGCGUUCUCCGAGCUGAUCUCGUCCGUGCAGAACAGACGCAGUAAGCUGGAGCAGCUGAUCGAAGCCCAGGAGAAGAGCGCCCUCGCUCAGGCCGGGGCGCUGAAGCAGCAGCUGGAGAAGGAGCUGGGCGAGCUGAGAGGGAGGGACGCUCAACUGCUGCGGCUUUCAAGCAGGGAUGACGUUGUCCCCCUUAGACAGCUUAACUCCAUUUCCAUUGCAUUUCAAGACUUUGCGCUGGGUGCCGGUCUGCCACGUUCUUUCACAGAUGUGACUGCCUGUGUGACUGAGCUGAAAGCUAAAGCAGACAUUUUGCUGAAGGAGACAUGGCCCAAGAUCUCAACUACGGUCUCUUACGUUGACUUCUCCCUUCCGCCUGCACCCAACAGCAGAGAGGAGUUUUUGCGCUAUUGGCGUCCCCUUACACUGGAUGACACGUCAAACUACAUUAACCUCAACCUGAUGGACAACAAACGUAAAAUCAGGCCUUCACCCAUCCCCUAUCCUACUAAUCCAAACAGAUUCACACAGUUCCCACAGGUUCUCUGCAAAGAGGCUUUAACAGAGCGGUGUUACUGGGAGGUGGAGUGGCACGCUCGCACCCUCUCUGCGGCGGUAGCUUACAAAGACGCCAACCGAACGUCGGACGAGUCAGAGUUUGGGAGAAACGACAAGUCUUGGGCUCUAGAAUGCUCAGGAGACACCCUGAAGUUUCGACACAAUGACGUCGAUGUGAAAGUACCGGGCUCUUGCUCCAAAAAGAUCGGCGUGUUCCUGGAUUACCAGGCAGGAAUUCUGAGUUUUUACCAAGCUUCCGACCAAAUGCUGCAAAUCUUCGAAGUCCGGACCACGUUCACCGAGCCUCUUCAUCCUGGUAUUGGUAUGAACUAUGAGUGGUAUGAUACUGGGGUAUUUGCACAGCUGGCCAAAUUGAAAUAGUACAAGAACAUGAAGAUAGUACAGAAAUAGAACCACCGCAGUAACAAUUCUGACAAUGUUUGUGAGCAGCGGUUUGCAGGCGUGGCAAAAAUAAUUCCGUGCAACUGAAUUUCUGUCAAGAACUUGGAAAGUCUCCAAAGCUACAGGUGAAAGGGGAGGAGUAAUUAAACUCUGUGGUGGAAGGAAAGAACGAGGAAGUCCUUUCACUUGGUUUGAUGUGUUUUGAAUUCCCCAACAUUUCCUCGAUUCGUUCAUGUUGUUUUUCUUGCAAAAUCCAUCCGCAUCAAUUUCUCACAAGAGAAGAAUCAGCAACUCCCCUUGUACUUGUGAAGUCAUUUUUACUUUGCAUCGGUCUGUGGUGGAACCAGCUCACACAGAGAAAUGCACAGAACAGAUUUUCUGCCGCCGGAUUUUCUACUUUUGUAGUUUUGAACAGAAAUGGACAAAGUCAAGUUUCUCAGGGUGUUUGAUAUGUAAAAUUGGGUCUUGGGGAAAUAAACAUC
Molecule: messenger RNA, 2394 nt
Organism: Xiphophorus maculatus (southern platyfish)
Lineage: Eukaryota; Metazoa; Chordata; Actinopteri; Cyprinodontiformes; Poeciliidae
Product: E3 ubiquitin/ISG15 ligase TRIM25-like
Exons: 7
Coding region: 182-1891 (569 amino acids)
Molecular function (GO): protein binding; zinc ion binding
Source: RefSeq, a predicted model, not a curated record